AUGAUAAAUUUUGAUGCUCAAAAAAGGUUUAUUGAUUUAGCUACAGGAAAAAAUGGAGUUAGUUAUGAAGGUACCACUUUGCAUGGUGAAACGCCCGAUUAUUUAUUUGAUACAUUAGCGGGUGGUAAAAUAGAUGAUGGUGAUAUGGAAAAAAUUCCUAUUGAUGGCAGGUUUGGUAUGCCCCCUUUACGUCCAGGUGUUUUAUACAUGCGUAAUGAUGGCUCAGGUCAAAUUGGUUCUGAAUUCAUUCUAGCUUUUCAAAGCACUCCAUUUUUCCGUAACCAUCAUGUUGCAAUUGGACUAUUUGCUUUCAAAUAUUAUGAUGAUCCUCCAGAGGCUGGUAGACAAACUUAUGUCAAUGGUGAAGAUGUUCUCAAUUAUUUUAAACACAAGUUGGAAGGUCCAAAUGCUAAAUUAUUAACCAUUACAGGUUGUGGUACCUUAUGA
This is a messenger RNA of Hansenula ciferrii, 447 nucleotides long. Its product is annotated as Peptidyl-prolyl cis-trans isomerase,mitochondrial. The record is from RefSeq and is a predicted model, not a curated record. The transcript has a single exon. Gene Ontology annotation, molecular function: peptidyl-prolyl cis-trans isomerase activity. Gene Ontology annotation, biological process: protein peptidyl-prolyl isomerization. NCBI's taxonomy places the organism in Eukaryota, Fungi, Ascomycota, Saccharomycetes, Phaffomycetales, Wickerhamomycetaceae. Bases 1 to 447 code for a protein of 148 amino acids.